Messenger RNA from Temnothorax curvispinosus, 1917 nucleotides. Its product is annotated as p21-activated protein kinase-interacting protein 1-like. The coding region runs from base 281 to 1783 and encodes 500 amino acids. The transcript is spliced from 4 exons. Lineage: Eukaryota; Metazoa; Arthropoda; Insecta; Hymenoptera; Formicidae. Gene Ontology annotation, molecular function: protein binding. The record is from RefSeq and is a predicted model, not a curated record.
AUGCAAUCGGCGGGAAUUUUAUUUGAUUAACGUGACGUGACUGUUGUUUAACAAAUUAUCUUUUCCCGUGCAACGCGGCUUUUACUCGUGCCGGUGAUUAUCAGACUCGAACCGAUUAGAAAAAGAAAUAGAACGCGGCAAAGCUUCGAACUCUUCGAAGCGGCGACAGCGGCGUCUGCGUCUGCUGCAAUGGAAUCGGAGCGGAGUAAUGGAGUCUCGUCCGCGCACGUGUGGGUGCGCUCGUUCUAUUGAUGCGGUGCAAGUGAAACGCUGAAAGAAGAUGCACUCAGACGCACAGAGAUUGUCGAAUCCGUUCGAAAUCAUAGUAGGGACGUACGAGCAAUAUUUACUUGGCUACAAAGUGCACAACAUCGUAAAUGAAUACAAAAUAGAGAAAAGCUUUGCGACCCACAGCCAUGUCGCAAGCAUACGCACUGUCGCCAGUAGUAAAUAUCAUCUAGCGUCAGCUGGCGCAGAUGAAACGGUAUGUCUGUACGACAUGCGUUACAGACGGGAGUCCGGCAAAUUAAUGCAUCACAAAGAUACCGUCAAUUGCCUCGCUUUUACUCCAGAAGGCUCCCAUCUGUUCGCAUGUAGCAACGACGGUAGCAUAACCGCCGUACAUUGCGGCAAUUGGCAGCUGGAGAAGAUCUGGCCGACCGCGCACAAAGGCACCGCCGUCAACACUCUGGCCAUUCAUCCGACCGGAAAGCUAGCGCUGUCCUCCGGGGAGGACGGCGUGCUUAGGACGUGGAAUCUGAUCAAGGGCAGGCAGGCUUACGCCACUAACUUGGUACCGAGACUGAAGUCUAACGCCAAAUGGAUAACCGUUAUCAAAUGGAGUCCGAGCGGUGAAAAGUAUCUGUUGGCUGUCAACGAAAGUAUCUACAUUUAUUCUGUAGAAUCGGCCGGGAUAGAUAGGGAGCUCACGUUUGACUCGAAGGUCAUUUGCGUCGAGUUCCUGAAGGACGAUUUAAUCGCGGUCGGUUUCGAGAACGGGGACAUAAGAUUUUGUGACCUUAAAACCUCCCUGCAUACGAUGAACACGAAGGCGCACAGCAUGAGAGUGAAAUGUAUCGCGCAUAUGAACGAUCUGUUGGUCAGCGCCUCCAGCUCCGGAGAGAUCAAGCUUUGGCGAUAUAAUAAACACAGUUUGGAUAUGUUGCAAACCGUUAAUUGCGGCGCUAGAAUUACUUGCCUCUCUUUGGCACACACCUACAAAGAUUUAGUGCGGAAAGAAGUUGAAUCGAAGGAAAAAGAGGAAACGAAAAAGGAGAACAGGCUCAGACUGAAGCAGGAAGUUAUUAUUGAGAACGAAGAGGAUUUAGAAGUCGCAAGUAUUAGAAAUUCUAAAGAAAAAGCACAAGAAAAGAAAAAUGAAAAGAAGAGAGCUAUAGAAGAUACUGAAGACAGUGUCCAGCAUUCGAAAAAGAAAGCUCUAAAAGUAAAAAAGGCUAUUAUUUCAAAAAAGAAGAGAGACAGGUCGUCUGAGAUGGAAGAUAUCGUCGACAAACCUAAAAAGAAGAGACUCUUAAAAGCGAAUGAGACAAAUCCUUCUAAUAAAAAACGAAAAGAGAAUAGUGCUGCAUCACAGGUCACUUCGCCAGCGAAGAAGGUUAAAAAGUCGAAUAAAGUUGAAGAGCCACCUUUCCCUCGCAAGAAACACAAAGUAAAAUUACCAACGACGGAUGUCGAAGAUGCUCCACCUAGGAAGAUAAAGAAAAAAGUAAAUGCGGAAAAAGGAGUCGUGCCAAAAAAGAAAAAGAAGAAAAUAAUGGGAUAAAUUAGGAUUCAAUUGCGAGAGGAGUCUCUUUACAAAAAUUUAUCACUGCACCAACGCCUUCUUCUGUCACGAGAGAUUAAACCUGAACGAGAUAACAGUUUUUUAGGCGUCGUUACGUUUCAUACCGCUCGAAA